This is a messenger RNA of Danaus plexippus (monarch butterfly), 2097 nucleotides long. Its product is annotated as neuronal growth regulator 1-like. Gene Ontology annotation, molecular function: axon guidance receptor activity; protein binding. Gene Ontology annotation, biological process: homophilic cell-cell adhesion; synapse organization. NCBI's taxonomy places the organism in Eukaryota, Metazoa, Arthropoda, Insecta, Lepidoptera, Nymphalidae. Bases 178 to 1647 code for a protein of 489 amino acids. The record is from RefSeq and is a predicted model, not a curated record. Gene Ontology annotation, cellular component: neuronal cell body; plasma membrane; axon. The transcript is spliced from 12 exons.
AAUGUAAAGCUCAGUGUAUGCGUAUGCGCAGACGUGUUCAGUGGCUAACGCGCGCGGACUUAAAAUAAAAUUAAAUAUCUUAUUAGUAAAUAAAAAUUAAACACACGAGUAGAAAAAAUAUAUUUAUUUAGGAAUAAAAGAUACGGGAUAUAGAAAUAAAAGAGAGAUACUUUUGCAAUGAAUUUUAAGAUGGAUAUAAUAUGUAAAUUUGUAUUUAUUUUUGUUUUAAAAUUAGCGUUGAGUGAAAAAGUUUUCAAAAGUGUACCAGUUGUGGUCAAGACUUACGAAAAUGACAGCGUGUUGUUGCCUUGUUACGUUAAUCAUGAAGAUGGCGAAUUAAGAGUUCUCUGGUAUAAAGAUUCAACACUCCUCGGGGACAGUGCGGAUCCUAACCGCCUUUUGCCGCUUCGUACAAGGAUGCACGCCAACUACAGUCUCCAGGUCGACGGUUUGAUAGCAGACGACACAGCAGAUUACACUUGCGAGGUUAUUCGUCCAGAGCCCUUGGGUCCAGUCAGACAGACACACGCCAUCGAGGUUCAAUAUGCUCCAAUAGUGAGGACAAUACCUGAAGAAGGUUAUUUGGAAGUCAAGAAAGGUGAAUACGUUGACAUUGGUUGUGAGGCGACUGGGACACCUACUCCUAUCGUCAAUUGGAAGAAGAAUGGAGAGUCCAUGGCGCUACUGGAACACAGGUCCAGGAUUCGGUUCCGCGCUGAACACCGUCUUCUAGCUGGGGUGUACGAGUGUACAGCAACCAAUGGCGUCGGCGACCCCAUGACAGCGGCAAUAACAGUUAUAAUACAAGACGCUCCAGUAGUAACUACAUCUCGUAGUUUCGUUCAUACGGCUAUAGGGCUGAGAGCGGUGCUGGCGUCCAAGCUAGAGUUUGCAGCACCCCCAGCUCGCACGGCCUGGUACAGAGAUGGAAAACCAGUUCGGACAGACGACAGAAUUAUAAUAAUGGUUAAGGACAAUGUCCAUCAGUUAAUAUUUAGGAGCGUCCGGAAAUCUGAUUUCGGUAACUACACCUUCAGAGCUGAGAAUAGUCUCGGUAUGGCCGAUGUUUCGUUCAAAUUGACGGGUGUUCCAAAUACCGCGUCAUUUAAAGUGGAUCCCUCUCUAAACAAAGCAGAUGCAACAAGUUACACACUGCUGUGGGAAGUUGAUAGCUACUCCAAUAUCAUAGAGUAUAAUCUUUGGCUUCGUCCAUACUACGGUCGUCCCGCUACCACGGAAUCGGACUUCAUAACGACCGAGACUCCAAACGUCUGGUCAAAGAUCGUGGUACCGGGAGACUCUAAUGAAGGUCCAAUACACAGCGCCGCUUAUUCCGUCAGAGGCUUAACUCCGUCUACCGUCUAUGAGGCGGUGGUCACGUCUAGAAAUAGAUUUGGAUGGAGUAAGCCUUCCGCUGUUCUACAUUUCGCUACAGAGCCUGGAGCCGGAAAAAUUUUACUCUCGACAUCGGAUUACACCGAUUUCACUCCAAUCUUAGAAGAUCCUGAACCACAGCAACUUUACAAUAUAACACAGGCGCAAGUUUUCGAACGUUUCAACGAACUGUCAAAUUCAUCGAGGCGGGAUAAAAUAUCAUUAACCUGUAUGUUUACUUUCGCAUUUAUAUUAUUUAAAUACUUUUGUUGAUAUUCAAUACGAAAUUUGUCGUUACCAGCUCGUUCGAUGGCAUUUUUGAUAUAAUGCAUCUCAUUUGUAAACUUUAUUAAAUAAAUUGCGCCCAUUAAUUAUUACUUUAGACGUAAUUGUUCAUGUUAUAACAAUUAACUAUACAUUUUUCGGAAUUUUAUACGUCUUAAAACUUUGUAUACUUUUUUCUUAGUAUAUUUUUUUUUUAUUACAUUUAAAGUAAAGUUAUCUGCCAGAAAGUGAUUGGAUUGUAUUUAAUUAUAAAGUGUGGUUGAGCAGAUCUGGCCUGGAAAUAAAUUGAUAUCAACUUACCCUCCAGUAAUACGUAGUUGUUAUAAUUUUAUGAUUUGUAAAUAGGCGAAAAGAAAAAAAAAAUAUAUUUAUUUUUUACUGAUUUUUUAUUAUUUUAUAUAAUUUUAUACUGUCAAAUAAACUAAGUUAAAUAAGUGA